This is a messenger RNA of Dama dama (fallow deer), 2783 nucleotides long. RefSeq names its product dolichyl-phosphate mannosyltransferase subunit 1, catalytic (gene DPM1). Gene Ontology annotation, cellular component: endoplasmic reticulum membrane. The transcript is spliced from 9 exons. The coding region runs from base 38 to 820 and encodes 260 amino acids. Lineage: Eukaryota; Metazoa; Chordata; Mammalia; Artiodactyla; Cervidae. Gene Ontology annotation, biological process: protein O-linked glycosylation via mannose; GPI anchor biosynthetic process. Gene Ontology annotation, molecular function: dolichyl-phosphate beta-D-mannosyltransferase activity. The record is from RefSeq and is a predicted model, not a curated record.
ACGUCUUUCCGCUUCCGACCUGUCGCGCAGUUCCGCCAUGGCUGCCGAGGAAGCGAGUCGUAGUUCUCCUAGGUCUCGGCGGGAGCCGAAGGGGCGCGCCCCGCGGCAAGACAAGUAUUCGGUGCUUUUGCCCACUUACAACGAGCGCGAGAACCUACCGCUCAUCGUGUGGCUGCUGGUGAAGAGCUUCUCCGAGAGUGGCUUCAACUAUGAAAUUAUAAUCAUAGAUGAUGGAAGCCCAGAUGGAACAAGGGACGUUGCUGAACAGUUGGAGAAGAUCUAUGGGUCAGACAGAAUUCUUCUAAGGCCACGGGAGAAAAAGUUGGGACUAGGAACUGCAUAUAUUCAUGGGAUGAAACAUGCCACAGGCAACUACAUAAUCAUCAUGGAUGCUGACCUCUCACACCAUCCAAAAUUUAUUCCUGAAUUCAUUAGGAAGCAAAAGGAGGGUAAUUUUGACAUUGUCUCUGGAACUCGCUACAAAGGAAAUGGUGGUGUAUAUGGCUGGGACUUGAAAAGAAAAAUAAUCAGCCGUGUGGCCAAUUUUAUAACUCAGAUUUUGCUGCGACCAGGAGCGUCUGAUUUAACAGGAAGUUUCAGGUUAUACAGAAAAGAAGUUUUACAGAAAUUAAUAGGAAAAUGUAUUUCUAAAGGCUACGUCUUCCAGAUGGAGAUGAUUGUUCGAGCAAGACAGCUGAAUUAUACUAUUGGCGAGGUUCCAAUAUCAUUUGUGGAUCGUGUUUAUGGUGAAUCCAAGUUGGGAGGAAAUGAAAUAGUCUCUUUCUUGAAAGGAUUACUGACUCUUUUUGCUACUACAUAAAAGAAAGUUAUUCAUUUAUACUUAAUCAUGUUCAAUUCAAUUUAAACAUGGAAAAAGCCUCGUUGCUGAAUUUUAUAAAAUGUACUCUUAGAACAUAAAUUAUAAGGUAAGGCAAGUCUAUCUUCUGGAGAAACUCCAUUUUAUAUGUCAAAUUAAAUUAGAAAAAUGAGCAGUGUUGUCAAUUUUCGUUUACAUUUUGCUGUAUUAAGACCUAUAAAUAAAGGUAUAUGGAAUUUCUGCAUAAAAAUACUGCUGCUUUCAUUAAAGUAUAUAAAUGCAGGAUUUCUUACCUGGGAAAGAUAUUGAAAAAGACUGAAUUCAUACCUAAUACAUGUCAGAAGUAAGAUGAAUGCUAAUUACACUCAUGAAAUAUAUAUAUGACUGUUUCCAUAUGAACUGAAAAAUACACCCCUCUGCUUGCUCUUUUACAGUGUACCCCAAAUUUCUUAAACCAGAUAAUACAUUUAGAGUACAAUUUAAAUUUGGGUCUUUGCAACUGUUGACUUGAUAAAGCAUUUCACGUGUCAGAGCAAGUCUGUUUAAAAUACAUAUCGUGCAUUGGAAGCAACAACAUUUUAUUGCAUAGUUGGUUUUUUUCUCUUCUGGGCACAAACUUCUUUCAGUAAAGAAAAACAUUGAUGACAUUAAGGCAUAAAUCUAGCUGCUGUGAUAAUUUUUAUUUUUUGACCAGGCCAUGAGGCCUGUGGGAUCCUACUUCCCCAACUAGGGCUUGAACUGGAGUCCCUGGCAGUGAAAGCCCCACGUCCUAACCACUGGACCGCCAGGGAAUUACCACCAAUUUUUAAACAACUGUUUUUUCCCUCAGAAUAAUCUGUUUCCAUGUUAUUUCAGGACCCUUAACAAAGCAUACAUCUUCAGUAAUAUGAGUGAAUCCCCUAGGUGUCUUUUGAGGAAACUGUUCCGGAAGUUAAAAGGUGGUUCAGUAAAGCCAGCACAGAUUACUCUGUUUACCCAUUUUAAGUAGGUAUUGCAAAUAAGAUCAAUUUCCAAUUAUAACAUAGCUUUUAGAUCAUGUAGUAUCUUUUAAAAUUUUGAGUGAAACAUACUUUGAGCAAAUAAGCUUAAAAUCAAGUUGACUUUUCAUUUACAAGUAAAAGGGAGAGGCACCUCUAAAUGAAAUAAACAUAUCUAGCGGACAGUGUAUUUUCCUAGUUUAAUUUGGCUGCUAAAGCAAUUUAAAAUCUGAUUUUUCCAUUUGCAUUCCUAACAGAUCUUACCAGAAAUGAAUACCAGAGUAUACAACCUUUGGUGUCAUUUUGAACACUACCUAUUCCCGUAGUUGAAUCAUAGGACAUGUUCUAAUAAGGGCCAGUAGUAUUGUGUUUCCCUUUUGUGCAGAGCUGAAUAGCUGGCCCACCGUGGACCCCUCUCUUUGGGGAAAUGACUUCUGUCAUCACUGAUGAUAACUAGAAAAUUUAUCAUCACUGAUGUAAAAUUAGUUUUAAGCUAACAUAAUAGAAGUAAUUUUUUGUAUGUUUUCUUUUUCAUCUAAACCCAAAGUUAAAUCUUUAUUGUCAGCUAUGUGGAGCAGAGAUUAAAGAACCACCUCAGAGAACUCACUACUGAAGUAUUGCCUUCUUAGAUGUCACUGGAGUAGGUUAGGUACCUUUUGCCUUUUUUAGUCUUUUGAUUCUUACUCCUACAAUCAUUACAACAGUUAUCACUGUUGGAAUUUACUGUAAAGUAUUUGGGCAGUGAAAACUCACCAUUUGGAAGUUAUUAGAAAAGAAUCUGGACUAUUUAGAUGCAUUUUUGUAGUAAAUCUGGUGACUUAAACACUAAAAUCUUUUUAAACAUUUGCAUGUGAAUCCAGCAUCGCUUUUUACUUUGUAAAUGGGGCCAAGGAUGAAAUCCAGAUGUUCUCCAUUUGUAUUGGUAUUAUCUGUGUAUGAAUCUAAGUAUGGUAUCUAAAAAAAACUAAAAAUUAUUUUGUUUAUUUCAU